ACACACGUACCAAUACAUUUAACUCUGUUGCGCCCUACUGGCCAAAAGGGGUUUAGUGGUUUCAAUGCAAAAAAACAAAAGUCACCUGUAAUGGUAGAAGUAGAAAGAGUGUGUGUGGCAGUCAUUUUACUCUGGUUUGUUACCAAAUAUCCUUCCAUCCUCACCCUAGGAACAUAACAAGGCACUCCAAACCUGUGUAACCAACUCGUUGCUCUUCAUCCAACAGAAACGAAGCUUUGUGUACAAAUUUCACACCAAGUCAUUUAAUUCUGAGUAAAAUUGAGACGAUAUCGUCAUUGUUUCAGUCUUCAUGCUUUUUCUGAUGUUUUUGUUAGGUGGUUAAAGUAUGUACAGUAUAUAUAAACACUUUUAAACAUUUUCAAACAAAGGCAGGAUUUAUGUGUCCUGUGAGAGAGUAAAAAAAAAAAAAGAGCGAGCCCGAUUAAUCGAGGUAGGUAACAAAAGCCGGGCCUCUCAGCCCCGGAUGUGCCAAGCUCAUGAAGAAGAGUGGGGUCCAUCUUGCGAGCCUGCAGCAUGUUUGCAUGCCGUGAGGCCUCCUCCAGCCAGGAGCAGGAAUGUGUGCUACUCUUGAUCUAUGUAGGCCAGGCCUGUGCGACUUGCAUGGACCUUUUCUCUCUUUUUGGCUUAAAAAGUUCAAGUCAUUAUUCUCCUGCUGCUAUUCAGACCAAGUCCUGUCAGCUCAUUGUUAUUCAGGCCCAGUGAGGGAGCGAGAGAGUAGCAGGCCACUGGUUUGGCUGACCGGGCUCUGGUGAGAAGCCGGGUGGACGUAGAGGGGAGGGGGAGGCAGCGGAGACAGCUACUGGACACUUUUUUUUUUUUUUCAUUUUGCAUCCGUGAAGGCAUGUUGCUAAUCGGCUCAGUAAUGAGGAGAGGUACUGAACGGCACCAAAUAUCUGACCUCCAUUCUUGUGUGCAGGCGAGGGAGGAAGAGAGCAAGAGAGAGAGCGCAUGUGAAAAAGGGGUGGAGGGGAGAUGAGAUUUAGUGGCCUGCCUGCCUGCUCAAACAACCCCCCACUCACUCAAACCAGCCGGCGCAAGAAAAGAGAGGACAACUCGCUCGCUCGACAAUGAGAUGAGAACAAGAGCAUCCUGACCAAGCAGAGCACGUUCCAUCAGUACCAACACGCUCAGAGACAGAAAAAAAAUUGAAGUGCAAAAUGUCGCGAACGGACGAAGUCAACAAGAUGACGGAAAAUGUUUAUAAGGGUAUUCUGGACCACUUUAACCCCAGUCUGAAGAAUUUUGUCACCAUGGGAAAACACUACGAGAAAGCCCUCACAGGAGUGACAGUGGCAGCAAAGGGCUACUUCGACGCUCUGGUCAAACUGGGAGAGCUGGCCAGCGACAGCCAAGGCUCCAAAGAGUUGGGAGACACAUUGUUUCAGAUGGCCGAGGUCCAUAGACAGAUCCAGGUGCAGCUGGAAGAUGUGCUCAAGUUGUUUCAUUCCGAGCUGCUGGCCCAGCUGGAGCAGAAGCUGGAAUUGGACAUCAAAUACCUCACGGCCACACUGAAGAAGUACCAGAACGAGCGGCGUUCCAAAACCGAUUCCAUCGAACGCUGCCAGGCCCAGCUGAAGAAGCUGCGCAGAAAAAGCUUGGGUAGCCGUCACCCGAACAAGUAUGGAGACAGAGAGAUGCAGUUUGUGGAGCUGAUGAGUCGGCGCCAAGUGGAGUUGGACACGCUGGUCGCUACAGGUUACAGGUCGGCGCUGACCGAGGAGAGGAGACGAUAUUGCUUCUUGGUGGAUCGGCAGUGUUGUGUGACCAAGCUGCUCAUCAACUACCACUGCAAGGUGAGAGAGCUCCUGUCGCAGAAACUGUCGUCAUGGCAGCAGUCGUGCACUCAUCCGACCAAACUUCCGGAGCGCGCGCUCAACCUGCUGCGUCACACGGCGCCACAGAGCUCCGCGGCCGCCGGGCUCGCCGAGGUCCUCCGACACACCAAGUUGGGCUGCUCUCCGUCAGAACAGAGAUUGUCAGUUCAAGAAGUCCCACAUCUGUUGAAUGGCGAUCGUUCCCAGCAGCAGCAGCAGCAGCAGCAGCAGCAGCAACAGCAGCAGCAGCAGCAACAGCAGCAGCAGCAGCAGCAGCGCUCGGUUGCCUCCUCGUCCUCCCAGAGCGACGACGCUUAUCCUCAGGGCUCUCCUCAGACCUUCCGGCCUGUGACCGCAGCCGCAGGCUCAUCAAGAGACGCGUCCCCUCAACAUGGCUGCUCCCCCUUGAGCGUGUCGGCGGCCAGCCCCCCGGCCGAUAGCAGCGGCAGCGCCAGCCCAGUCGCAGGCGCGGCGGCCCAGCCCUCCUCUCUCCUCAUGGCCGCCAACACCAGCAACCUAUCGCCGAGUCUCAUCCCUUCCACCGUCAUGUCGCUCGGGCAGGUGUCCCCGACCGGGAGCUCCUCGCAGGGCGUCACCGUGGCCAUCCCGCACAGUGCCCCCCACAGCCCAACGCUUCCCCACAGCGCGCCGCUGUCCAGGGCCAUGACCCCCGUGCAGCUGCUGCACCAACAGGUGGGCCCGGGAGGGAACAACACGCUCCCUAGUGCUCAUCCGUGGCUGAUGAAGACUGCCGACAUGUGCGCCACAUCAACUCUUCCGUUACCCAAGAGACCUGGCAGUGAAAUGAGGCUGGGCGGCUUUCAAGGCGCCAGGAUGUUGCCUCUUUCGGGGCCCAUGCGGGUGGAAGCCGUGUUCUCUCACUCACCCGGUGUGUCAGAAGGCGGAGGAGGAGGCGGCGCUUCCUUGCUGCACUUCCUGACCGGGGACAGCAUCACCCUGCUGAUUUCCGAGCCGAGAGACGGGUGGCACUACGGGCAGAAUGAUCGGACCGGACGAAAAGGCUGGUUCCCUUUCUCCUACACUCAGCCACAACAUAGCAAGAUUGAUCACCUCGAGAGGCGAGUCAGCCUCGACUACACACCUAAAAGCUCCUUUUUCCUUUCCAAGGCCAACAGUACCAGCAUGAGCCAGCUGGACCAGCUGGUGUCGCCCAGUCUCACCCCUGAGUCGGAGGACGAGCGCUCCCUCCCUCCCCAGAGGAUCAGCACCUUCCGGCCACGCCCGUACAGCAUGGCCGACACCAACAAGAUCUGUGCACAGUUGGCCUCCUCGCCGCCUUCUCCAACAAGGACCAACCCGUUUGCCCACAUUCGUCUCCGAAGAACCGUCACGAACGAUCGCUCGGCGCCCAUCAUUGAGUGAGCGCUCCAGUUUUGACGACAGAACACAUCGUAGUAGUACUCUCCUUUCUAUUUUCUUUUUUAAAUAAUUAACCUGAUGCGAGUUAGAUUUUUAUUUUAUUUUUUAGUAUUCCUAAAGGUGAACGUGUGUGCAGGUUAAAGUGAUCUGUGAUUAGGAGAAUACAAAUUUCUAAAUUGUCCAGUUUGACUAACGCAGAGGUGGGCCACUGCUUUCUGAUCAGGGAAGUCUUUCGAGAGCUAUACUAAAGUUAUGAAGAAAAAAAAUUGUACGGAACAAAUAAUUAUAUAUUGCAAACGUAGGCCCACCACUGCUCUAGAGAAACACUAAUACUCAAAAUCAACAAUUUUUAUUAUUUUCUUUUAUAUAUGAUCAGUUGGCUGUAAUCAACAUUUUUAGGCUUCUCUUUGCUAUUUUUAGACUUUUUUUUCUUUGCUUUCUUGCCUUUUUCACAAAAGUGCUUUUAGUUGAGUGUAUUGCAGAACAGCUUCCUAUUGUAAUUGUCUUAUAAAUUCAAAUUGUUGCCUUAGGCCGCUUUAGAUUCAUGUGUUGAUGCUGCAAAGGUAGUCAUCGUGUAAAUGAUGACUUCACACUCAGGACUGAGUGUGUAGGUGAAGGUUAUGACAGUUUGAGGCCAGUAAUCGGCAAACAUGCUGCUGCUUUGACAUCGCGUGUCAACAGUGUUCUCAUCUUUUUUGGGGUCCGGUACCCUGAGGAUCACCCAUAAUUUACCAAGAAUGCAGAGGAUGUUAAAUUUACAGAAUUGUGCCGUAAAUUUAAUAAUGCAGAUGGAAAUAUUGUACAUCUGUAAAAUAGCUAAAAAUAUGUUGUUUUUCAAGAAGAAAAGGUCUCAGUCACAUUUUGAGUCAAAGAUUCCUAUUUCUAUAUUGGUUUUAGGAGCUUUUUAGAAAGAUAUUUUAUUUUCACGGACCCUUUGCAAUCACACCAUGGACCACUAGGUGGCCACGGACCACCUGUUGAGAAACUGUUUUUAAAUUUAUAUGGAGUGGAUUUUCAAAUCAUCCCCCAACCCCUCCUUGUGUAAAAAGUUAAAUCAUACUUUUAUAGCCUUUGUGAGGUACACUUAAAAUGUCAUUAAUCCGUGAAAUGAUGAAUUGUAGCUGAAAAAAGAUUUCUCCCAGUAGCAGCCAGUUUUGAAGAAUGCAAAAGAGGACUGACUGUGUUCUCCCAAGAGUUAACAUCUGGAGUGCAGGAUGCUUUUAUUUGAAAUGUUUUUUUCUAUAGGAAGAAGAAGGUUGAUGAGGUUAAGUUUUAAAGAAAAGGCUAUUCCAGUCUUGGGAUGUUUUUGAUUCCUUUUCAGUCCCCAAAACAAAGCUAGUCAUCAUGAGUGUUUACCCAGGAGACUCAACAGAAUCUUGAAUGGAUUUAAAGUAUUAUCAGAAAGUGUUUGAGAAGGUUUACAGGAAAGUUGAUGAGAGCCAAGGGAUUGUUCAAUGGUAAACAAGAUAUCAGAUGAUCUUUUAGUAGCUCUGUAGCCACAAGAAAAAAUAUUGUGUUGAUAAAGUUGACAUUCUAACUGCUAAUGUGAUAUUUUCCAUGCCUUCGGGGAUGGAGGGGGGGGGGGGUUGAUUUCACUUCACUUUGGUUUUAGGACACGAGUUUAAAAUGCUUGUGAAGAUAAAAUGGGUCAACAGUGAUCCUCUAAAAAGAAAAGAGUUCUAUCGCAGAGCAUAUUAUGUAAUUACAUGAUGAAGAGUAUACAUUCCUCUACCAAAGUGAAAUGAACACACUAUGCAUAUGUUUCUACAUUAGCCAUGUAAGACUCUAUGUGGCAGCAAUUUCCUAACAUGCGAUAAUUAAUACUUUGUGUGAAAUAAAGAAAAAUCUGUGACAGACA
Syngnathus acus (greater pipefish) is the source of this 5073-nucleotide messenger RNA. RefSeq lists its product as uncharacterized. Lineage: Eukaryota; Metazoa; Chordata; Actinopteri; Syngnathiformes; Syngnathidae. The transcript is spliced from 15 exons. The record is from RefSeq and is a predicted model, not a curated record. Gene Ontology annotation, molecular function: protein binding; cytoskeletal adaptor activity. Gene Ontology annotation, biological process: actin crosslink formation; actin filament bundle assembly; positive regulation of actin filament polymerization. Gene Ontology annotation, cellular component: cytosol; nucleoplasm. Bases 1179 to 3218 code for a protein of 679 amino acids.